Mytilus trossulus (common blue mussel) is the source of this 4347-nucleotide messenger RNA. RefSeq names its product serine/threonine-protein kinase 31-like. The transcript is spliced from 29 exons. Gene Ontology annotation, molecular function: ATP binding; protein kinase activity; RNA binding. NCBI's taxonomy places the organism in Eukaryota, Metazoa, Mollusca, Bivalvia, Mytilida, Mytilidae. The coding region runs from base 119 to 4048 and encodes 1309 amino acids. The record is from RefSeq and is a predicted model, not a curated record. Gene Ontology annotation, biological process: protein phosphorylation.
CUAGUAAUUAAUUAAACAGUGUAGAUGCUUGUUUGAUUUCAUCUUGAUGACAAAUUGCUCGCAUGCGGAUAAUAACCACAAAAUUAAUUAGGAUGGCCUAUUGCAACAGAGGAUGUAGAUGGCACUCUCAUCACCGACCACGUGGGUGAAAAUGGCGAACAAAAUCAUAACUUACGAUGUUUGGAUUGGAAACCUUCCUUUGUCAGCAGAUGAAAAAAAUGUUGGAAAAGUUUUCUCAAGAUUUGGAGAAACAGCUUCCAUGUUCAUCAGAAUUGCUAAAACAGGAGAUUAUAAAUAUGGGUUUGUCAAGUAUUUCUCAGAAGGAGAUGCUGACAAGGCAGUGUCAGAAAUUGAUGGCAAAGAAGUUGAUGGAAAGACAAUUUCAGUAAAGAGAGACUUUAAACAGGUUGGCAAAGAUUCUGACGAGAAAGAGAAACCAAGGAAUAAAAGGAAUAUACAGAAGCCUAUGAAGAAACCAGAUUUAGAUAAGUUGCAAAACCUUUUAAAUUAUUUGAGUGAGGGUAGCCCUAGUUCCCAAGUAUCACAAGCAGUUCCAGAUUUAGUCCAGAGUAUGCCUCCAACACAGUCCAGGAAAGAGAGAGAAAAUGUGCUGAUCACACAUUGUGAGAGCCCAAUAACUGUAUGGAUUCAAACAGUGACUGAUGAAAACACACAGAAACUGAUGGAUCUUUGUGAACAGUUGUCUGCCCUUUGUCCAGCUGCUGCCAAAUUAUCUGGACCUGUUGUUCAAGGGAAGAUUUACGCCACUUUGUUCUCAGAAGAUGGUCAAUGGUAUAGAUGUCAGAUUAGACAGUCUUUAGGUUCUGACACUAUUAAGGUACAAUACAUAGAUUAUGGUAAUACAGAAGAGGUGAAAGCUGACCACUUGGUGGAGAUUCCACCGUCCCUGGCAUCAGUCAAACCACUGGCUACCAAACUUAUCCUUCAUAAUUGUUAUGCUCAUGAUCUCUCUGAUCAAAAUGGUAUAAACUAUCUGAAGAAUGUGACAGAGAAUAUCAUGCUUGAAGCAGUGAAGACUGUACCAUUGAAGGAUAACACUGGACAUUAUGGAAUAUUGUAUGGUAGUGGCGUAUGUCUAAAUGACCAGGUCAAGGAACACGGCUUUGCUUAUACUCGACCUGCUAUGAAUGCAACAAAGUCUGAUGACACUCCUUCACCAGGAAUGUUACCGGUUAACAGAGUCACAGCAAGUCCAUUAAUGCAGAACCCAAUGGGAGAGCAGAUUAUAGGCAGUGGAGGGGGAUAUGCUGAUAGUGGGGGUGGAGGCUAUGGGGAUGUGGCAGCUAACCCUGCGUUUGGUUUUAGGCCUAAUGAUCUCGGAAAUGGGUUUAGGCCUAAUGAUGGUGGAAAUGGCUUUAGGCCUAAUGAUGGUGGAAAUGGUUUUAGGCCAAAUGAUGGGGGAAAUAGUUUUAGGCCUAAUGAUGCAGGAAAGCUACAACCCAGUAGAAACUUUCAAAGACUAGAAACUGGUAGCCCUGAUCUAAAUGCUGAAAUUGAGAAAUUACGACAGGAAUUGGCAAAGAAAAAUAUGCAGUUACAACAAGUAUUGAUGCAAAAUUCAAAAAUUGAAGCUAGUAAAGAUACAACUAAGGUGUUACAGGCUCAGAUGACAAAGAAACAAAGAGAACUCGACAAAACAAAGGCAGAACUCCUCAAGAAAACAUUGAUUUUAGAGCAAGUUCAAACUAGCAAAUUAGAGUUAGAACAAGUGACUACUAUGUGUGAACAAGUCCGACACCUAAGAUGCCAAUUCCCUACAGGUCAAAGAAGUAUAUUAGAAGAGGCCAUUAGUGUCGUGUUAUCUGAUGAAAGGAUAGAUCAGACUGUCACCACUCUGCAGCCUUUAGUGUCUACUAUAACACGGUACAAUCUCAUACAGAAAGAAAUCUCAUCUUGUACUGAUAAGGUUGAAGUGGAAACCUUAAUCUCCACUCGGAACAGUGCCAGACAAGAAUAUUAUGACAAAGCUGAUGCUUGUAUCCAGCAGUUAAAAUCUCUACCUUUAGACGAACGUUCUCAUGCUUUACAGGAAGUAGAAAACCUACUGAGACAGAAUUAUGGACCAUUUCUUGCUUUCAAUGUACAUAACAACUUAACAUUGGAGGAGUUGGUACCUGGCUAUAAUGAUUGGAAAGUGAAAAGAGAAGCUGAAUGUAGGAAUAUAAGAAGUUUAACAUCUUCAUUUGAAAACACAGUGGAACAGAACAUACUUAACCUAUCAAAAAUGAUGAAUCUAGAUUCUGGAGGAGGAACCCUGACAAUACCCUGGGAUGAAAUGUUAAACAGAUAUGCUCAGUUAUUACAGCAAGAAAUUUUAUGUACAGAUUUGGAGCAGACUGGUGAUGCAUCUUUGAUUGCUGCAGUGAUAAAAGCCAUUGUAAAGGAACUGUCUAAUGAAAUGAAAAAUAUCAAACAUUUUAAAAAGUUAAUUGGAGAAUUCACAGGGUAUAAGGAAGGCAUUGAGCCAUGGUUAACAGUAAACCCAAACACAGAGGAGCUUAACCAAAUAAAGAAAACAAUUAGAGGACUGAAAUCCAAAUUGAGGCAUAAAGAUGCUGACAGGCAGGACCUAGAAGAGGCAGGUGACUCUGGAGAAGAGGAACUAACAGAAGUUAAAUCAGAAAUCCAGUCUUUAAAAUCUGAUCUACACAAAGCACUGCUUAAUCAAGAGAAAUUUUUGCUUGAUUUAGCCAAAGCUACAACAAACCAUUUUCCUGAACUAAUAAGUCAGUUUGAAGAUUUAGGAAUUAAAUCAUUACUGGUGUAUGAUGGUUUAGUGACAGCAGGUAGAGAAUUAGAAUAUUAUACAUUGUCAACCACAUGGAAGGAGGGGAUGUAUUCCUCACAGUUUGCAGGAAAUCCAGUCUACUUACAGGAGUACAUGGUUGGUGAUGCUGAUCAUCUAGACAAGGAAUUGUUUAUAAAGAAUGUCAGUCGAUAUAAAGAAGUCACAUGUAACUGUCCUCAGCUGCCACAAGUACAGAGUAUAUUCUUUGUCAAGAAUGAGAGAUUAGCCUAUGUACAAGUGGAACACCAAGAAAUCAUGUGUUUACAAGAAAUAGUCAAAGCCCAAUUAGACAUCCAGUUACGGCAGAAGAUCAUUGAAAACCUUGGGAAAUCCAUCCAGUGUCUGCAUGAGGGACACAUAAUCCACGGAGAAAUAAAUCCUAGUAAUAUUGGUUAUACUGCUGACGGAGAUAUUGUUCUAUUAUGUCCAGAUUUCUCAAAAUCUUUGGAGGACAGGUUAAAGAAAGCCUUUUUAGCAGAAAAUGGUCUGUGUUUUAGAUGUCCUGAAGUUGCUUGUGGAAGGAGUGCAGGAACCAAAUCAACUGAUAUGUAUUGUCUAGGAUUAGUUAUAUUAUGGCUUUAUUUCCCAUCCAUCUCUAUACCAUUUAAGGCAGAUGGUUAUCCAAGACUGAAUGAUCUACAAAUGGAUCCCCAGAUAUCUUCAUUGUUAUAUAACCUAUUAUGUAAUCCUGAUUCAAGAUACAGAGCUAACCAGAUGCUGGACUGUGAAUACAUCAAAGCUAAGAUGGCCAUUCCAGCUUCAAAUAAGUCCGAUACAAGUACUGAUGAAACCUUUUCAACAACAGCUUCUAUCUGUAGUGUUAUAGAGAACUUUAAUGUCAAUGCUUUACCUCCUUGUGAGGAUAUUCAGCCAAACCAGGAGACAUUCAGUGAAGAAACUUUCCCACCAGCACAUGGUACUGUAACAAUCAGCAGUGUACCAGUAGGGGAGGACUCCUUUCCAGAGGUGUCCCAAUUUAAUCCAAUGGAGUUCGAUUCAAAUCAGAAUAAUAGUGCUGAUGAUGGAAUAUUUGUGAACAAUGCUCAAAUGUUGGCUAAUUGUAUUUCACAGUUGCCUCCCCUGUCAGAAAUGCCCAGAUUACCUGAGUCUGACACAGACUUAACCGAGAGUUACCAGACACCUGAGGGGUUGGUAGAGGAGGCAGAGGAAAAGACAGGAGGAAACAUCAGUCCAAUACCGGACGAAGUGGAUGAACUGGACAAUUCUGAAACUUGUUAGUUAUUUUCAUGUACGUUUCUAUCAUGUCUUUAUUAGAAAAAAUAUGAGAUUAAAUUUGAACUGAAGGUCAAGUUGAUGGAAAGAGUUUGUAGAUUUUAUUACCUUUUAAGGUGUCAAGGAUUAUAGAAACUUCCAUAUCGUCAAAUAAACAGAAGAAUAGACUUUAUGGUUGUGAAAGAUGGAAUUUAAUGUUGUAGGGAAAGACUCUUAAGUGUAUUGUUGUCCAAAUGGUAGUUCUACUUAUGUCAGCAAUUAACAAGAUAGUGUAUUGUGUUGCAUUCAGUCUGAACUUUUUUGGG